Molecule: messenger RNA, 1750 nt
Organism: Sesamum indicum (sesame)
Lineage: Eukaryota; Viridiplantae; Streptophyta; Magnoliopsida; Lamiales; Pedaliaceae
Source: RefSeq, a predicted model, not a curated record
AUUACUUGUUCUAUAUUUCAUUCAAAUUUUGUGCUCUCUGUUUGUCAGUUUGCUGGUGCCGCACAGUCUCUUGGUGCUGGAGCAAUUUUGGUGAACCCUUGGAAUAUUACAGAAGUUGCUGCCUCAAUUGGUUAUGCUUUGACUAUGCCAGCUGAUGAAAGAGAAAAACGACAUCGACAUAACUUCACGCAUGUUACCACUCACACAUCACAAGAAUGGGCAGAGACUUUUGUCAGUGAACUCAACGAUACUGUUGUUGAAGCACAGCUAAGGACUCGGCAAAUUCCUCCUUUACUUCCUAAAAGAGAGGCCGUUGACCAUUAUUUGCAGGCAAAUAAUCGCUUGCUUAUUCUGGGAUUUAAUGCAACACUAACUAAACCAGCAGACACCCUAGGGAGAAGGGUUGAUCAGUUUAAAGAUAUGGAGCCUAAGUUACAUCCAGAAUUGAGAGAACCCUUGAAAAGACUUUGUGCUGAUCCAAAGACCACAAUAAUUGUCCUUAGCGGAAGUGACAGAAAUGUUCUUGAUGAGAAUUUUGGAGAAUAUAAUUUGUGGUUGGCCGCAGAACAUGGGAUGUUUCUGCGCCUUACUACAGGAGAUUGGAUGACAACAAUGCCGGAAAACCUAAAUAUGGACUGGGUUGACAGUGUGAAGCAUGUUUUCGAAUAUUUCACUGAGAGGACCCCCCGUUCUCAUUUUGAGCUUCGUGAAACUUCCCUUGUAUGGAAUUACAAGCAUGCAGAUGUUGAAUUUGGGAAGCUUCAGUCGAAGGAUCUGCUACAGCACCUAUGGACAGGCCCAAUUUCAAAUGCUUCUGUUGAUGUCGUUCAAGGAGCGAGAUCCGUUGAGGUCCGAGCAGUUGGUGUAACCAAAGGUGCUGCAAUUGAUAGAAUCCUGGGAGAAAUAGUUCAUCACAAUGAUGAGAAGGCUCCAAUUGAUUACGUUUUGUGCAUUGGCCAUUUUCUACCAAAGGAUGAAGACAUUUAUACUUUUUUUGAGCCAGAGCUUCCUGCUGGACCAGCAUCAAGAGCCAACUCUCUCAACAGAUUUACUUCAAAUUCAACAGGGCUUGCUGCAUUCUGCCGCAAAGCUCCUUUACCUUUUCCAGCCCCAGAGAAGAAAGGCACCUCCACCUUGUGUAAUGGCCACUGGUGGUCUAGGAUGCGCGAGAGGAUGACUAUGCAUGAAGGGCCAUCGGUUCUUGAUCUCAAGGGUGAGAAUUACUUCUCAUGUGCUGUGGGCAGAAAACGUUCCAGUGCAAGAUAUCUUCUGGGAUCAUCAAGUGAAGUUGUGUCAUUGUUGAAGGAGCUAGCAGCUUGUCGGCAGUGACAUUGUGCCAUUAGACGAUCAAUAACCAGAGAUGAGAAUGUAGUCAGACAGGCGACAAUCUCAAGUGUUAAUUCAAAUCAAGGAGGGUUACCAUCAUAGUUUGUACUCUAAUCAACACGUGGUAAGUUAUUAAUUUCUUCUUGAUGCCAAUUGGCGUAGUUGAGGAAGAUGAGUAAGUUAUUAAUUUCUUCUCCAUGCCAACGCGAUUGAUGGUUAUGGUUUAUAUGCUUGGACCGGCAGCUGAAGUUGAAGUUGCUCUUUGUUAUCUUUUCCUGAGAUUGUGAAAACCAAAUAAACCAUUUGGGCAAUUGGGAGGGCAUUUUCUGUGAGCUGAUAUUCUCUAUUAAUGUCCAUAGUGGAUUCAAUGCCUAAAGUAAUACUCUUUGAAUGAAAGCAAACACAUUUAUACCAAAAGGAUUGU